CUUGCUGGUCUGGACUGAAAAUAGCGAAAACAGAACUUAUAGUUGCCUGAUCGAUAAGCGCGCAUCCUUUUGCCUUUCGUUCACCCACACUCCAUUGUUUUGUCAAGAUUUGCCUUCGACUUUCGAAGUCGUUGAGUGGUCCAGCUAGACCCCGUGAGGCGGUGAUGUGAAGUGACGAGUGGCUGCCGAGGACGCGAAUCUGGUCGUCUCUGAGUCAACUUUUGCCGAGACGUUUGUUGUUUUCAAGUUUGCAGACGGAUUUGCUGAGAACUCACCGUCGGGAAGGUGAGGUCACGGUUGCCUGUGCAGUGCAACUCUUCAGUGGAGCAGCGAGUGUGUGUGUGUGUGUGUGGAAUGACUAGUGCAUAGUGCCGGCUGGCCGUCAGAGCACGAUGAUGCAGCGGGAAAGAGACGCAUCGCUUGAGCGCAGCACCCGCCAGCGUGCCGACAGGACCGAUGACGGCCGUGCAUCGAGUCAGGCAUCGCCGUCGCCGUCAAGAUCAGGUGUCCGAUCGGUAGCCACUGGAGCACCAGGCCAUUCACCCAGGAAAUCUUCGGCGAGGCUUUCUUCAGGACUUUCUCCAACCGAGCGACUUCCACGGGAAGACUUGUCUCCCAGGUCAGCGGGAAGAAGCCCUCGUGACCGAUCAACGUCACCAAAUCAAACGCCCAGGGCCAGUAAGGCAAGCCGCAGAUCUCUAACGUUUGAUUCUCAUGUGCAACUUGACGGCAGCCCUGCUGGGAAAAGAGCAUCCAAGGUUGUGACCGGUAAACAAUCUUCCCAGGGUUCUGAUAAAUCUGUUGAUUCAGCAGUGCAGCUGACUGUGACAGCUGUGUCACCCAAGAAAGAAACAACGGAUGAAUGUACUGUAGUCGCAAGCAAGAAGAAGGGGCUUGGUGACCCGCGGUCUGAUAAUAGUACUACCGCUGUCACCAGCCUGGUGAAAAACUCAUCUUCCACAGCCUCCAUUAGCUCAGUGACAUCAACAGCUGAAGAUAGCGGUGAGCUGCAUGAAGCUAGUGCACUGGCCACCAGUUCAGUGACAAACGAAGUCGGGAUGGAUGUGAGCGACUCUUGCACGGAUGCAUUACAUCUCGAAGCCAUCGCCAGUGGUAGUGACAGCUGCAAUGACAAAGAGGUGGAGUCGUCGUUUGCUAGGAAAGACACUUCAGAUGCAGGCAGCAGUGUACUCAACUCCAGGGCACAUGGCAAAGCCAAUCAAGGUGGCGGGGUUGAUGGUGGUCAUACCGGUACAACAAAGACUCGGACAAACCAAUCUUGUAGAGACUUGUCACAGUCGCCCACACCCAGCAGCAGCAUGAAAUCAACGCCGAGGCGUAAUCACGGUGCAAGCAGAGCAGCUGCUGCUAGUCCUGUUGCUGGUGAUGGCGGAGAGGUACGUCGAUCCAGUCGCUCAAACAAGACAACUUGGAAACAGCGCUACAGCGAUCCUGUACAGUAUCCACACGGCGACCGAGCGUCUAAGUUUGAUCGGAAUGCCCCGGCGCGGACGGUCGGUUCAUCUGGUGGAGGGGAUGCGGAUAACGAUAAUUACUGCUGGCAGUGCCACAAGGAAGGUCAGGUCAUCUGCUGUGAUGGCUGUCCGCGAGUUUUCCAUGUCAAGUGUGCCCAGCUACCCGCUGAACCAGAGGGUGACUGGCUCUGUCCUGUGUGCCGGGAAGUGAAUAAUGCACAGAAGAUUGACGGCAGUGCUGAAAGUCUGAACAAGAUGUACUUGUUUAUACUGAGCCAGAUGGAGACCUGUCAACGGGGCAAUGUAUUUACCAAACCGGUGUCAUUGGAGAAAUUCCAGGAUUACUCUAAGUUUGUCCUUCAUCCGGUCUCGUUGGAUUCGCUCAGGGAGAAACUACGAACGUUGUCUGAUCCAGUGUUUCGGAACCCUCGCGAAUUCUUGCACGAAGUAAAGUGGAUAUUCCACAACUGUGCUAUCUACAAUGGUGACGCUCAUAAACUUACGGCAAUGGCACAGCAUAUGGUGCAAUUUUGCCACGAUCAGGUGGUCCUGCUGGAGUUAUGCUCACCCUGCUUUACACACAUGACCAAGUUGAACUCGACCUCGUUCAGCUACCGCACACCCAAUCCGGACUGUACUAAGGAUCACAAGCUAGUCUGGGCUAAGCUGCGUGGAUACCCGAUUUGGCCGGCAAAGGUGAUGAAAUCGAGCAAAUCUCCCGAAGGUGAAAAGUACGAAGUCAUGUUCUUCGGUGAUCAUAGCCAUUGCACCACGCUGGCAAAGAACACCAAGCCAAUCACCAAAGAACCUGGAGUAGGCCCAUCGGCUGCAACAGGUUGUCACGGAAAAUUCUGGCGACAAGCACUUGAAGAAGUUCAGACGUAUAGUGAACUCGAAGGCACUGCUCUUCCAGAAGUGCAGAAGCUGGUGUCAGCAUUACCUGCAGCGGCACCAUUGCUUUCGCAGUCCAAUCAAGAUGCUGACUCCAGUGGUCCAGGUAGUAGGUCUGUUUCUCCUGUUGAAGUGCAGCCAGACUCUUCGUCAUGUUCAACAGCGAAGGCUGCUGCUGUCACUGCUCCUGCUGAGAAGCAGCAACACAGCAGUCCUGUUCCUGCUAGGGCGAAGAAACAUACCGGAUCACUCUCCUCUAGUAAACCAGCAAAACCAUCAACAGCUCAACUACCAUCCGCGGCAAUAGCUUUAAGCGCUGCUGGAGCAGCCGCUUCCAAACUUUCAGCUAGUGCUAAGCCUGCAGCUAGUGCCAAGCCUGCAGCUAGUGCAAAGCCUGCAGCUAGUGCUAAGCCUGCAGCUAGUGCUAAGCCUGCAGCUAGUGCUAAGCCUGCAGCUAGUGCUAAGCCUGCAGCUAGUGCUAAGCCUGCAGCUAGUGCUAAGCCUGCAGCAGCGUCCACUACAUCAACGUCUAGCUCAGCAGCAGCAGCAGCAGCAGCAAAGCGGACAUCAGCGAAAGGAACCGUGUCGACAUCCAGAUCUAGGAAGCCAGUGUCAUCUCACACUGCCAGUGCUCCUGUCACUGCUGCUGUCACUGCUGCUGCCACUGCUGCUGCCACUGCUGCUGCCACUGCUGGCAGCAAUAGCAAGACAGCAGUGCAGUUGGUGCAAUCCGAACCUGUUGAACAUUCCUCAUUGGCCCAGGCUGCAUUGUCUGAGUAUGUGGAUGAGGGUGAUGGUGAGGUAGAGGAUAGCGCUGGCAACCAAUGGGUAUUCAACUAUGAAAAUCACAAUGAUCGGGUGGAAGAUGUAGUUCUGGUUGUCUCUGACCUAUCAACCACCGACAACACACCAUCGACUGACAACACUUCCUCAGAGCAGUCCAAAGGUGGAAAUGGCGGCUCUCCGCAUUCUACACGAUCGAGUUUGAAGCGCGGUCGCUCAGCAUUAGAGCAGGUUACACCUCCCCGUGGAGAUGCCGGCACCGCGUCAAAGGCAGGUAACUGUGCGGCCGCGCCAGGUGCCAGUGCCAGUGCUAUUGCUGCCUGCGAUAGUCCCGUGUCGCAGGCCAAGCGGCGUAAGGACAUUCCCGCUCUGGCUGCCAUGGAUGUAUUUCCAGACGUAACGGAACUUGCAGCAGAUGAUUGCCUCUCUCCCAGUGCCUCGUCUCGUUCGGCCACCCCAUCUCACACAGCACAGAGUGCAACUGGAAAAAACACGGACAACGGACAGGCUGCUUCAUUGCAAGAGACAGAGUAUGACAUAGUCAUGGCAACAGAAGAUUGCCUAGGAUACGGUGUCGCCAUGGCGAGGGAAGACUCGGGCACGGACGGUACACACACCCACUAUCCCACUGCUAGCACCAGUGCUAUUGGUCCUGCGCGCGAUCCGGUCACCAUGGUAACCUACGGAACUCAUCCAUCUAGCACUGCGAGGGAGAAUGAAUCCAGCUGUCGGGAUAGUUCACAGUACUGGGAGUACAAUGACCAGAUCAGGGCCGUGUGCCAGCUGAAACUGCAGCGUCCCGACUGGGACCAGAGACAGAUUGCUCAGCAUCUUGCCUCUAGCCGGCAGAUGAAGAUUCCAGAGUCGCUUGUGCAGCGCUUCUCCGAGGCGUACACUUUUGACUCUAAGAAUGAAUGCUUGCUGUUUUGCCCGUUGCGAGAGAGUAGUCCUCCUCGGUUAUGCGUCAGCGCGAAAGAGCUGGUCGCUCUGAUUCGUGAAUCGCACAAAGCAAAGCACGAGUCAGUGGAUGCGUGCUUCAAGAGCCUCCGUGUGAACUAUUAUCCGGUUUUCAGAAGGUUUGUAGUCUGGGUGUUCAAAGAGCGUCUCAAGUGUGACGUCUGCAAUCGCAGGUUGUCUACUUUGAAAACUGCCAUGCCGCAAUGGCCUGGGGCUGGUUAUGGAGGUGGUGACGGUGCAGCAAGUGAACGCGAUGCCGUUGCACCUCAGGUUGCGGCGCUGACCGAAGCUACUGUUUCACCUUGGUCAGAACUAGUUCAAACCGUCCCUGUCGGUGGUCAUGACAUUGCCGCCGCUGUCACUGAACAUGCUGAUGAUGUGCGAGUAGCAAGUGCUUCUGCAUUGUCUACCGUUGACACUGCUGCUGGUGCAGAUGGUGCAGAUGGCGCUGACGACGACGGCGAUAUAGAGGCUGCAUGGGCAGUGGCCGCUAGCAGUGCAUCGGCUCUCUCUACACGAGUAGUGUCAGGUGAUGGGUCAGGUGAUGGGUCAGGUGAUGGGUCAGGGGUGCCUAGUGAGGCUAGUGAGGAGAACUGUCUAGCUGGUAAGGAAAGCGAUGGCGAUGCUGCUGAUAUGUAUUUAGAUUGGUGCAAUGCCACCACUGGGGACGCUCCUCCUGAUACAGACGCUCCUGAUGAUAAUGAUGAUGAAAAGAGUGAUUGUAAUGUCCAUGACAAGACAGGAGCGUCUCUGCCACUGCCACCGCCACCACCACUGUCACUGUCACAGCCACUGCCUGUGCUUCAGCCGCUACCAAGAGCCACACAAGAGCUUGCUGACGGCUUGCAAGUCGGCAACGGCAACAGCUUGGUAACUGACAGCAGCAGCUUACGCAUGUCCACUCCAGAUUGUACAUCGACACGUCCAGCUAUGGCCACUACUGCUGCGGCCGGUGCUGCUGCUGCUACUGCUGCCAGUUCGAAAGAUGGUACGACUCGGAUGAAGACCAAAUCGUUGACAAAAGAUCGGUUUGGUGAUAAAUUCUGGGAGAUCAUGGACGAUAUCAUGGCUAUCUGCAAGGUCAAGGAGAAAAACCCUGACUGGGGCAAGAGGAAAAUAUCUGUGCAUCUUGGCUCGUCACUGCAGAUAGACGUGUCACGCAUCCAGCGCAUUACUGAAUCGUUCCUCUACGACCCAGCCAAAGACUGCCUGCUGUUCUGUCCCAUGGGCCAGAGCAUCCCCCCGCGCCUGUGCGUCAGUCGUCAGGAGCUGAUCACGCUGAUUUGCAGCACGCACCAGAGCAAUCACCGGCCGGCGGAGGUGUGUUACAACAGCUUGCGGACGCACUACUACCCGGUCGUGCGCGGCUUUGUCAUCGGCGUCUUCAAGGACUACGUCAAAUGCGACCAGUGCCGAAGCAGGUCGUUCCGUGCGCACGCCGCCAGGGUGUUGGCGGUGCGUAACGUUGACCUUCAUGCUAGUGACGGCGAUGACAGUGGUAGUGCCUCCGUCACCACCGCUGACAAUACCAGCACUGCCACCGCUAGCAUUGCCGUUGUCGCUGCCGAGGCCGCCAAGGCUGCUGCUCAUGCAGUGGCUACAGCGGCUGCAGUCUCUGCUGCUACUACCUCUGGUGGUGAUCAGGAUGACGAGGACGACAAUGAUCUGGAUGAUCUGGAUGACGCGGUGGACGAUGAUGACGACGAUACCGAUGGCUUAUCACUACCACCAUCGCGGGCAGAAGUUGCGUCCGGCUCAGCAAUGUCAUCUAUGGAUGCGUCUUUCGCGGCAGACAGACCCAGUGAGCCGUCCGCUGAUCACAGCCCGUUGCCCGGUGAUAGUCUUCCUGAUGGUAUUAGAAGAGGGGUACAGUGUCAGGCAGCAAGAUAUGCUGCGCCCACCACCACCGCCGCCGCCACCAGCAGCACAUCUUCAGGUGGAGCUACAGCAGUGACUGGUGUAGCGGCGGCUGCUUGUGCGACGACGGCAUCGGCACCAGCAGUGGCAGGUGUUGUCGCUACACCGCAGAGUAGUGGUUCUGCUGGGAGGUCCCGUGCGGGCCACUCAGCAGCUGUGCCACCGGCUGCCAGUAACACAGCAACGCUGCGUACAGCUAGCUGUGAAGGGUGUGUCUGCCAGCAAGAUGCUAUGAAGGAGUUUGUAGAGAACAGUACAGCUGUGGUGCGGAAGUCCUGUCAGGACAUGAUGCAGCAGAUGACUCGGCAACUAGUGGACCAGCUAACGCGCCAGCUGAAGGUUGACAUUGAUCUGCCCAGUCUCCUCUCGUCCAUGACAAGUUCAACAAUGUCAGCAGCAGCAACAGCAGCAGCUGUGAACAGUGCCGGUCUGGAGGAAGCCUUUAAGAAGCGUGAGCGCGACCUCGUCGAGUCGCAUAAAGCAGAGUUGGAAAAACUGCGCUUGCAGUACGAGCAGCAGCGCCAGCGAGCUGUGCAUGAGACCAAGAAAUGCAUUUGGUGCAAUGCAUGCCCCAAAGAGGCCAGCUUCUUCUGCUGUAAUAACGUUAACUAUUGCAGCACGGAAUGCCAAACAAAGGACUGGCCGCUGCACAUGCACCAGUGCAGCCAGAGUGAAUCAGCUACCACCUCAAUUCCCCGUGCAGAAUCCUAAUCAGCAGCGAAUGUCUUCGUGAGCACAGUCACCUCCAUUAUCCCGUCUAGCUCCGCAUCUUAACCUGUGUCCGCGUGCGCUGGCUUAUCGUCCUUAUCACCACUGUCCUCUCGCUCCUCACUCGAUACCAGGCCAACACGAUCUCCAUCAGCGCUGGUACCGGCAAUGGUCGCAAUAGCAACAACAACCACAGCAGCAACAGCAACAAAAAAAGCAGCAACAACAGCAACAGCAGCAGCAACAAAAACAGCAUUAGGCAGUAUCUGCAGUUGUUUGGUUUAUUGCAGCGUAAGCAGUGCAUGCCAGCAGCAGCAGCAUCGGUAUGUAUUAUGUACACUGGCAGUGCUGUCAGCGCUGGCAAUUAGCAGCAACACAUCAAACAAGAAACUAACGUGACGGCAACAGCAGCGGUAAUAGCACCAGCAACAGCAGCAGCACAAAGCAACACAGCAGCAGAGGGGCAUGCAGCAGUUACCUUAGCAACGCACUCCUCUUCAAAGGUAGUACUAGUAGUUCUGCUGCAUAGAUCCACCGUUAGCCUGUCGCACUCUCCUAGCAAUAAUGCAUUAUGUCUGUAAUAGGUCUUGUUGUGUACAGGCCCACAGUAUGGUAUGGAUCAUCACCAAUACUGGCAAUAGCUAGUCAUAGUAUAGGAAUAGAUGUUGCUGUUCGCGGUCUUGACACUGCAUCCUAGAAACUGAAUCAGUAAUGCAUCGUCAUGUACAUGUACAAUGUGCGGCAUAGCGUAGCGCUGACAUCCCUUCUAAUAAUCACACUCCUUGCAUGCCGGGGAAGGCUGCGAUGGCCAGCCACUACAUGUAUAUGAAAAGCAACCGGGGUACUCUGACUUAUGUCCAGCAUGUACAAUAACGUACUCUACACUGUCUUGUGCACAACACAGUCAUACGUUCCUUCUUUUCGUUUUUUAGCUUUUAACACACUCCGCUGUACGACCUGUAGCUCCUUUUAUGGGCACAAGACGGAUACAUAAUAGCAGGAGGUUAUUACAUGUACAUGUAUGUGUUUGAUGAACUCUGGAAGCUAUACUUCAUACAUGUAGCUCAGUGGCCGUGUUUCCCUGUCACAUGCUGGCCGUACAUAUUUUUUUGAACUAUUUUACACGCCCGCUUUCUGCUGCACAUUUGCCAAGGUAUACUCUGCGCUUUUCUAAGCUUUUUUUAUGGUGUGUGUUUCAGCGCCUCUUUUAAAACUCGCUUGUUUUGUGAUCGUGUCUGCGAGAGACACUUCCUAUGUCAAUAAAGGACCAGGAUGAGGGUGUGUGUCUGGCAUGUGAUUCCUA
Sycon ciliatum is the source of this 8034-nucleotide messenger RNA. Its product is annotated as serine-rich adhesin for platelets-like. Lineage: Eukaryota; Metazoa; Porifera; Calcarea; Leucosolenida; Sycettidae. The record is from RefSeq and is a predicted model, not a curated record. Gene Ontology annotation, cellular component: cytoplasm; nucleus. The coding region runs from base 393 to 6734 and encodes 2113 amino acids. Gene Ontology annotation, molecular function: transcription corepressor activity; protein binding. The transcript is spliced from 18 exons.